Messenger RNA from Medioppia subpectinata, 1124 nucleotides. The record is from the annotation of a GenBank genome assembly. Lineage: Eukaryota; Metazoa; Arthropoda; Arachnida; Sarcoptiformes; Oppiidae.
AAGUGAUUGAAUACAGUAUACUGUAGUUUGCAAUGCAUUACACAAUACAUCAACUUUACAGCAAUGAUGUGUUGCAAUGAAAACAAACUCUAUGUGUGUGUAUUGCAGGCAAACACACCUUCAUAUAUACAUGUAGUUUGUGUUGACAACUAUUCAUACAUUUAAUUAUAGUUUGCAUUUAAAUCAUUGUUUUUGAUUACAAUUGACUGCAAUUGUGUGCAUAUAUUCAGAUCCGGAAGAAUAUGACAGACAGCAGCGGACACGACAAGGGAUGGAAUGAUCCGCCGCUCUUCUCGUUGGACCAGAUGUCACGACCGGCGCAUCAAAACGUGGUUCAAAACAGGCGUAACCGUUACCCGCAGAUGACUGGGUCGGGAGGGGCGCCGCCAUCGAUGGCGAUGAGCGGUCAGCCUAUGUUUGCGGCCAACGAUCAGCAAAACCAAUACCCGAUGAGCGCCGGCGCCCUUAACGCGAACCCGAGCGCCAACUUUGAGCCCUCACUCGAUAUAAACGGCUUCGUGACGACUGUCCACUCUGUGGUCGCUUCCAUACCUACUUUGCCUCAAGAGUUGGUCCACAAAUGGCAAAGCAUUCAGACCAGUGUUUACAGCAUUCAAGCGGACGCCCAAACGAAAGCGGCGUUUCAAUCGUUACAGACAUCGAUUCAAAGGCAGGACCUGAACAGCGCUCGCCUUUACGCCAAUCACCUGACAAACAGUGGUAACGAAUUGGUCCGCAUUGUUGGCCACACCGUCGCAGAGAUACUUAGAUAUGUGCCAUAAAUUGGUGGCAAAUAUUUAUGUUUGUUAUGUUGUUUUUUGAUGAAACAAAUGAUUAUAUAUUUCAUGCAAAUAGUCUGAAAAUAUUAAAUAUUUAACUUAUUUUCUUAUUAUUCACACUAUUUUUGAUAGUCUUUGGCGUAAAUAUUUUUCUCAAUUUCUUCGCAAACCCUUUGAUUAAACCACAACUCAUUAGACAUAUUAUACUAUAGUUAUGAAUAAAACUGUUUUUCUCUCUCCAAAGACAACGAAAUAAGUUUGUGAUUAAAAGUAAUUCUCAAAGUUUUAUAUUUACGGAUUGAAUGCAAUAUUAAUUAUAAUAAAGACUGAGUUUUAUAUAAAAUA